Tigriopus californicus is the source of this 1968-nucleotide messenger RNA. RefSeq lists its product as uncharacterized. NCBI's taxonomy places the organism in Eukaryota, Metazoa, Arthropoda, Copepoda, Harpacticoida, Harpacticidae. The transcript is spliced from 12 exons. The record is from RefSeq and is a predicted model, not a curated record. The coding region runs from base 564 to 1838 and encodes 424 amino acids.
UGGACUCAUUUCAACGAUUGUGAGCUUGUUGUAGGUCAAAGGAAAAACAUUGUUUGGGAAAUAUUGACACCAGCUCAGCCGGAAAAGAAGGCAAAUAAAAAAAACUGAUUGACCACCGGGUCUCUUAAUCUUCACCGAAUAUGUAUUAUUGAGAGUCGGUUUGCAACUUUUAAAUCCAGAUAUCUCAUGUCCUUAAUGCUGCAUAAUGCUUACAAAUGAUAUUGGAAAAUAAUGCGGCGGACCUUUAACGAUGAAUCUAACUAGAAUCACUGCAGGAAAAAAUGUUCGUUUCUGUCCAACAUUUCUCAUGUGCCCACCUUAAUCUUAGUUGCUCAGAUAUUGCUAACAAGAGAAAUGAAGGAACGAUUCCCAGUCAAUACUGCCUUGUAAAUGUACCGGCAAUUGCUCCCGCCGUCCCCUCAUGAUUGGAUCUCUGCCAGAGCCAAAAGGUUGAUUUGUCUCCAUUCAAUGGAUUUCUCUUACGUCCAUGCCUCAAUCAGGGCAUUUGAGGGUGGGUGAAAAGCUCGGUGGAAAUUCAGUCGGCUGAACUCCUUCGAUCUGAAAUGAUCUCUCGCCAAGAAAUUUUCUGUCUUCUUUUGGCGGCCACUUGUCUGGUCAAUGGCGAACCAGAGCCUCGAAGACGGGCCAAGCUUGUCUCUGGUUUGGAGAAUGAUCAACCUAUUGGAAGCAAUACGAACAAUAACCAGACCGGUAGCUCCAGAGAAGGCAAAGUGUUUUCACUCUUCAAUGUUGUGCAAUUCCGAAAUGGUGGUUGUCGGAGUACCAGCACGAUCAGCGGUGGAGGAACGGGAUCCACCAAUCGAAAUGGAACUUGCUUUACCACGGACGAAUGCACCAGCAGAGGAGGUUCGGCUUCAGGAUCCUGCGCUGCUGGAUUUGGCGUGUGCUGUGUGUUUUUGGUGAGUAAUUCCGGAGGCACAAUCACUCAGAAUUGUACAUACGUCCGGAAUCCGGACUUCCCCAAUUCUUACGCCACAAGCUCUCAAAUCUCGUACAACAUUCAAAAAUGCGACAGAAGUGUGUGCUCCCUCAGAUUGGAUUUUGAGACCUUCUCCAUUCAAGGAACGGGCAACAGUUUAGAGGUGGACACUGCUCUUGUGCCUUUGGACCCCGGCGGUGUUUGUUUGGACACUUUUACCGUUUCUGUGAACACUGGUCAAAACAUUCCCACCAUUUGUGGACAAAACACUGGCCAACACAUGUACGUGGAUAUUGGCAAUUUGGCUUCUGAUACUGCUCAAUUGAACUUUGCCUUCAGUGGAUCCAGUAACAAUCGUCAAUGGGAGAUCAAAGUCACGCAAAUCCCUUGCAACACUCAAGGACAUCCUAAUGGAUGUGGCUGCCUUCAGUAUCUCACCGGUUUGACAGGUCGUCUCACCACCUUCAAUUUCAUGCCCACCAACGACAACCAUUUGGCCAAUCAAGAAUACUCAAUCUGCAUUCGUCAAGAGGCCGGAUUUUGUUGCGUUGAGUAUACUCCUUGUGCCGACAUUGGUUCCUUCAGUUUGGAUACGAAUAAGAUGCUUAUGAUGGCGAAGAUCGAAACCGAAUGCUCGGUUGACUAUAUUGGAAUUGAGGGAGGACAAGGGACGUGUUCUGGAAGUGCUAAUCCAACCGCUGGCGUUAAUAAAUUUUGUGGCGACAAAUUCAACAGUCUUUCCAAGCAAAUGUUCGAUGCUCCAGUUUGUGAUUGCACCGCACCAUUCCGAGUGGACAUCUUCACGGACGAUGACGUGGACGUGGGAGACAUGGGAGCAACGGCCAAUACAAAACCCUCGCGAGGCGUGUGUUUGGAAUAUCGUCAAAUUCCUUGUUAGUUGGAGCAAAGGACAAUUUUCAACCGGUCAUUGAAGUCUAAGGCAUGAGAUAUGACAAAGAGCACGCAUAGUCAGUGGAUUCAUUAUCAAUUUGUUUGAUUUUAAUUACAAUAAAAAACUUCGAGGUUAC